Molecule: messenger RNA, 495 nt
Organism: Vigna angularis (adzuki bean)
Lineage: Eukaryota; Viridiplantae; Streptophyta; Magnoliopsida; Fabales; Fabaceae
Product: F-box protein At1g19070
Exons: 1
Coding region: 1-495 (164 amino acids)
Molecular function (GO): protein binding
Source: RefSeq, a predicted model, not a curated record
AUGGCCGAUAGGAUAUGCGAUUUACCUGACGAAGUUCUAUUUUACGUUCUCUCUUUCCUCCCAACCGCCGCCGCCAUCGCCACCACCGUCCUCUCCAAGCGCUGGAACGCUCUCUGGCGCACGUGUCCCUCUCUCACCUUCGACGACUCCGACUACUUCUCCAACCCAACCAGCCAAUCCUACUCCCGCUUCGUCCAGUGCGUACACGUGGCAAUCCUCUUGCGCGAUUGGCAUCAGACGGUGCGUUCGUUCCGCCUCAGUUGUCGUUCUUCUCUCUGCGACUACACCAACGUGACAGUGUGGAUAAACACGGUGUUGCAACUAGGGGUUCAGCACCUUGACCUCUGCGUCGAAAACUUGUUCAACUUGCCCAGCGCCGUUCCCACAUGCAAAACGCUCGUCGUUCUCAAGCUGGAAAAGUUCUACAUUAAGAAUAUCUCCACCUUUGAUUUUCCUCUGCUCAAAAUCAUGCAUCUGAGAAACCUAUAUUUCUGA